AUGGGUUUUCAUUUCACCACAGUUUCUUCCUGGGCUCUCACAUGUUUCCCCACCCAUGUGGGAGGGACGCAGCUGGACAGGAUUGGACACAAGGGAGCCCCAAUCCAGGCCAGAUACGCACGGGCGUCCUUGCUGCCACCCCAGCUCAAGAAGAGGACCAUGGCCCGGGGGACCACCCACCUGCUGCCACUUGUCCUGCUGGCACUCCUGACCUCAGGCUCCUGGGCGCAGCAGCAACAGUUGUGGACCCUAGAGGGUGAGACUGUCUCCGUGAGAUGCCCUUACCCAUCCCAGGAAGGGUUGAAGGUGAAAGUGUGGUGCAGAAAAACACCAGCAAACACUUGUAUCAUAUUAGCCACCCACUCGGGGCUCAGCACAGUGCCUAGGAACCCUCAGCUCCUCAUCACGGAUAACCCCGAGUUGGGCUACUUCACCGUCACCAUGGCUGCGCUCCGAAUGAGGGACUCGGGGACCUACUGGUGUGCAAUCUAUGAACAUCCCAUGGUGACUGUUCUCAAAACCAUCUCUCUGGUGGUAUCUCAGGCUCCAACACUGCAAGUCACCAGGAGCACCAGGAGCACCAGGACCACAGCCUGGACCUCUACCAUCAGCCCUGUCAUUGACAGCCCCCCCCCAGGCCACUGGAAUGUCAUCUCCAGCGUGUUGGUGGCCUUCCUGCUGCUGGGCCUCUCCCUCCUCCUGAUCCUGUACCUCCGCAAAGCCCGGGGACGAGCCAGGGCAGGCGAGGACAAACCCCACCACAUCUCUGACAUUCCUACCAACAAGGAUAACACUGUGUGGAGGACGAAUCCUGCCCCAAGUCAGAGGGACUCUCGGCUUUCCUGGGGCUCCAGCCAGCAGAUGGGCUCUGUCGAGGACACCGGGGACAUCCACUAUGCCUCACUUACCCACCUGAAGCCCUGCUGCCCUGAGGAGUCCAUCUACGUCAACACCCACCCUAGCCCCAAGCCCACACCUGACCUUUUUCUGGCUGUGGAAUAUGCCAGCAUCACUAAAAACUAA
Molecule: messenger RNA, 1023 nt
Organism: Miniopterus natalensis
Lineage: Eukaryota; Metazoa; Chordata; Mammalia; Chiroptera; Miniopteridae
Product: CMRF35-like molecule 8
Cellular component (GO): cell surface
Molecular function (GO): signaling receptor activity
Source: RefSeq, a predicted model, not a curated record